GACAGGCUAAAGUAGCGAGUAGGGUGUGGCUUGGCUUUGAUGGCAACGGCCAUAAGGAGCAGAACGCCAUGGCGGCGACUGCACUGGUAGCUGUGACAAAAGAAAGGGCGGGGGAAAGCAAGACGUAAAACGAGUGAGUCAUGACGCCUGGGCCACGCGCGGCCUAGCGUCUGGGGAUCGCCUUUCCCUCCCUGCCUCCCUCCUCCUCCGCCCCUCGCCGCCGUCGCAGCCUGAUGACGCGUUCCCGGAAGUGGCGCUCCAGAGGGGGAUAAUAAAGACCGCGGCGACUGCGGGGGGGAAGGUGUUUGGGGCUGUCUCUCUGUCCUCAGUCUCCUCCUUCCCGCGUCCGGGAGCUGAGCCGAGCCUUUUCUGAAAGAAGAGCAGGCCAUCAUGGGAGGUGGAGAUCUGAAUCUGAAGAAGAGCUGGCACCCACAGACCCUUCGAAAUGUGGAGAAAGUGUGGAAGGCAGAGCAGAAACAUGAGGCAGAACGGAAAAAGAUUGAGGAGCUGCAGAGAGAGCUUCGGGAAGAGAGGGCACGGGAGGAGAUGCAGCGCUAUGCAGAGGAUGUGGGAGCUGUCAAAAAAAAAGAAGAAAAACUAGACUGGAUGUACCAGGGCCCUGGUGGCAUGGUGAACCGUGAUGAAUACCUGAUGGGACGUCCCAUUGACAAAUAUGUUUUUGAGAAGAUGGAAGAAAAAGAAGCAGGUUGUUCAUCUGAGACAGGACUUCUGCCAGGCUCCAUCUUUGCCCCCUCUGGUGCCAAUUCUCUACUUGACAUGGCCAGCAAAAUACGGGAGGACCCACUUUUCAUCAUUCGAAAGAAGGAAGAAGAGAAGAAGAGAGAAGUCUUGAAUAAUCCAGUGAAAAUGAAGAAAAUUAAAGAAUUGUUGCAAAUGAGCCUGGAAAAGAAGGAGAAGAAGAAGAAGAAGGAAAAGAAAAAAAAACAUAAGAAGCACAAGCAUCGAAGUUCCAGCAGUGAUAGCUCUGGCAGUGAGGAAGAGCGGAGUCGUGGAAGAUCUCAAAAGAAGAUGGCAAGUCCUCCUCCUGUUUUACACAAAAUUCCAGGUUAUGGCUUACAGAUUAAAGACGGUGACCAUGAUCGGAGACUACCAGGACCUCUGGCUGUUGAAGUUGGGGGAACACACAGGGUCAAGAAUUAUUCCAGGUCACGAAGCCCCUCCCAUUCACCUCCAAAACACCCCAGCAGGAAAGGCACGUGGGAUGCUGAGACUCGUAGGAGGUCACGGUCCCCUAAACAUAGUAGACAGCACAAUUCCAAAAUAAACAGGAAAGAAAGAGGCCGAACUAAGAGCCCUUCUCCAAAAAAGGAAGGGUAUCAAAGGCGACAUGCUUCAGGUUAUACCAGAAAACUCUCAGCAGAGGAACUAGAGCGAAAACGGCAAGAAAUGAUGGAGAAUGCCAAGUGGCGGGAGGAAGAGAGGUUAAACAUCCUCAAGAGGCACGAAAAGGAAGAUGAAAGAGAACGAAAGUUGGAGAAAUUGGACUCUCGGGAUGGGAAAUUCAUCCACCAGUUGAAGUUAGAAAGUACGUCCACCUCCUCCUUAGAGGAUAGGGUCAAGCGCAACAUCUAUUCCCUGCAGAGAACUUCAGCUGCUUUGGAAAAGAACUUCAUGAAGAGAUGAAGCUCACGUGGUUCUUAUGCUGAUUAUCCUGAGUUUUCCAAGGAUGCUACUGGCUCCUUAAAGAAUCCUCUUUAAAAGAGUUGAGAGGACUUCCAGGGAUGUCAGAUAGCCACUGCUCAGUCAUUCUACUCUAGUCAUUUUUGAGAACAGCUAAUGCCCCUCACAAAAUAGGGAGGAGGCCCUGUUGUAUACAAUAUCGAGUCAGUACCUUGGCUGCCUCCUUUAGUUAUAUGACAGAGUUGGAGUUUUGCAAUUUUUUUAAGAGGUGCCUAUCUUUGUUUCAAUGGUUCUAGAGAUUCCUGCCAGUUUGUAUCGCUAUUCAUGGUCCUGUAAUUUACUCUGAGUCUGCCUUUUCCAUCAGAUCCGGAAUGGAUCUUUCAAUAGAGACUGAACUUAAAAAAAAAAAAAAAACUCUCACCCUUUAAAAAUCACUCUUGGACCUUUUCAGCUAAGUAGCAAAUCAAAGGAUAGAAUCAGUGUUCCUGAUUUCUGUUACAAAAUGUCUUGAAAGUUAAUUUUAGACAUAUCAGUGCCAAAUUGGGAAGAGCCAAAGAAAGAAAAAGGGAAUUCAGGGAGGAAAUCCCAAAAGGUGCAGAAACAGUACUUAAAAGCACCAAAUGAACUGUUAUGUUAAAGUAUUUGGUCUUUAAUAAUUUACAACAGCUUAGUGUUUAUAUGUACAAAUGUAUAAUUUUUAAUAGUUCUUUUAAAAGUUAUUUUUGUCUAAACAUCCUGUUUGAGAAAUGACUUUUGAUAUAUUAUUACAUAUUGAACUGUGGAUACCAAAUAAUCCUGUCACACGGCAGCUUUCUUUUCUGUGUAGUUGGGAUGGUUUAACCACUUCUCAUAGCGCCUUAACCCAUUUAUGGAUGGAUUAUUUUGUGUCUUUGGAUGUGAUUUUAUGGUUCCAGAGAUACAACCAAACUGCCAACAUGCCUCCUGGCUUUUAAAAGAAAAUAAAAUAGAAAUUGUGGUGGUGUUGUUUUU
Messenger RNA from Sarcophilus harrisii (Tasmanian devil), 2631 nucleotides. RefSeq names its product CWC25 spliceosome associated protein homolog (gene CWC25). The transcript is spliced from 10 exons. Gene Ontology annotation, cellular component: U2-type spliceosomal complex. Gene Ontology annotation, biological process: mRNA splicing, via spliceosome. NCBI's taxonomy places the organism in Eukaryota, Metazoa, Chordata, Mammalia, Dasyuromorphia, Dasyuridae. Bases 391 to 1644 code for a protein of 417 amino acids. The record is from RefSeq and is a predicted model, not a curated record.